Lineus longissimus is the source of this 2827-nucleotide messenger RNA. Its product is annotated as kelch-like protein 31. Bases 161 to 1972 code for a protein of 603 amino acids. The record is from RefSeq and is a predicted model, not a curated record. NCBI's taxonomy places the organism in Eukaryota, Metazoa, Nemertea, Pilidiophora, Heteronemertea, Lineidae. The transcript is spliced from 2 exons. Gene Ontology annotation, molecular function: protein binding.
UGCUCACAAAAUGAUGGAAAUGAGAUUUAGCGUUUCCAUUUUACAUGAUUUACGACGCAAUUUAUUCGGAUUCUCGCUCGAAUAAAAGUCUUCGAAUUCAAAGCAAGUGUUCAAAAGGAUAUCAAGUUCUAUCUAGAAGGUGAAUCAUAACGUCAUUACAAUGGCCUUUUCAUCGAGUCAACAAGAUCUAGAACUCCUGGAAAAUGACUCCGAGCCACAUGAUCAUUCAAAGACUCUAUCCUCUGGGGUAUACACAACUAACGCCUUUGCCCGACUGAAAACAUUACGAGAGAGUGCAUCAUUUUGCGAUCUUGUCCUGAAAGCUGACGACGUGACUCUGAAUGUCCACAAAGCCGUCAUGGUUGCUUGUAGCGAAUAUUUUCGUACAAUGUUCAUGAGUAACUUCAUGGAGAGUAAGCAAGAUAUGGUUGAAUUAAAAGGGAUCAGCGGAACUGGUUUACGUGCUAUGGUGUCCUUUGCCUACAGUGGCGAUUUAGAACUCGAUCAGCAAAAUGUGUCAGAUGUCCUCAGCGCUGCAUCCCACUUUCAAAGUGUAGAAGCGAUUCAGUUGUGCGCCGAGUAUUUCCGACAGUGCAUCACAACCGAAAACUGCAAAGACAUCCUGAACUUGGCGGAAUUGUAUUCUUUGGAGCCUGUUAAAGAUUUGGCGAUGAAAUUUAUGUUACAAAGCUUCGAGAGUCUGGCAGAAUGCGAUCAGUAUUAUAAACUGAGUCACGUAGAGUUAGCUCAACUCGUGGAGAGUAAUAGUUUGAGGGUGUCGUCUGAGUAUCGUCUAUUUGAACAUGUGAUGAAGUGGAUCAACUAUGACCGAGAAAGUCGUAAACAGUACGCCCCGCAGCUGAUAAAUCGUGUCCGUCUGGCGCUGAUUCCGUCGCAGCAGCUUGUUGAAAAGGUCAGCUCGAUUGAUCUCAUGAAUGAAAAUCCUGAGUGUAAUAGCCUCUUGAUUGCUGCGAAAGACUAUCAGCUAUUGAGCCACCAGCAACCCUUGAUGCAGUGCCGGACAACGUCGGUACGAGCUGCUGAGGCUACGUUCCUGUGCCUUGACCGUCGCCAUCUGAAGGGCAUGUCUGUCAAUGGUGACAAGACUGUCACUUUACAAGACUGUCCGUCGCAGGUUUUUAGGCCGUGCAUGAUUGAUAUGAAGAACUUUCUGUACGUUUUAGGUGGGAGAAUGGGAGAACACGCCUCAAAGGCCACGCCAUAUUGUUUCCGAUACGAUCCACGUUUUAACACUUGGAUGCAGUUGCCUAACAUGUUGCAUUCCCGUGCUGAUUUCUGUGUUGUGGUCAAGGACAGUCACAUCUACUGUAUUGGCGGUAUUGACGAAGGAAGGGUCUCCAGGUACGUUGAGCGGUACAGCUUAGUUGAGAAUAGUUGGGAAGCUAGGGCAGAUCUCCCAGAACCCAGACAUUGCCUUGCUGCUGGUGCUCACCCAAACAGUGAAAAGAUCUAUGCCUGUGGCGGCAUACAGCCAAAUGGAACUCUUAGCUCAAUUGUGUAUGGCUACUCUCCACAGCAAGACACCUGGGAGACAAUCACGCAAAUGCCAGUGCCACGGGCAAAUCACGCAAUCCAUGUUCAUGAGAAUGGGUUUCAGGUGUUUGGCGGCUUGCGUGUUAUUGCACCGCAUAAAUUCGACAGUUACUUAUACAGCAGUAAGUUGUGGUCGCGCAGUCGGUGGCCCUACCCAGGCACGAUCAUUGGACCUUUCACCUAUGACAACAAGUUCUUUUUCAUUCGAAAAACAACCAAUGAGUCUGAGAUACUGUUCGAGAUGACGGAGCAAGUGUCGCUGAUCACCAUGGUGCGGAAAGAUGGAAAGUAUCAGCGGAGCGAGCAUCGUUAUCAGCAAGAGUUCACCAGCAACACAUCCUUUGGAAUGCUAGUGGUCCCUACCUCGGCAAGGAGAAUCCCAAAUGCCUUGCCUGGAGCUGCCUAUAUGUAUGAAUAGGAGUUACCGACACAUAACCUGUCUCAAAGUCUGAGGGUUAAAACUGGCCAUCUGUGUGUUAAUGUUUAUCCCAUGUCAAGGACAGUUCUUGCCACAGACACCUGCAAAAACAACCUAAAACAAGAUACUUUUGUUGCCUGGGACUUAUGUAGCCGAUGUAACAAAAAUAUUUCGUUUAUGGGGUACUUCAAGUGAAUUUACCCCAGAGCAGCUUGUUCAAAGAACAGUGUGCUUAUUGUGAUCUUUUUCUGUAUAAGUUGCUAUGAGUUGAUGACUGAGAUUCAAACCACAGAUCUGAAUGUUGGAGCAGUGGUCUGGCAAUCCAAAAAUCUCUUUCUGUGGUUUGAAUCCAAGUCAAGGCAAUUUGAUUUUUCUGUACUUAUUUCAUUUAGUGUCUUUUCUAGAUAGUUUGGCUUAUAGAUGUGUGUAUGUGCUUGUUGUAGAACCUAACACAUGCAAGUGUGCAUCAACAAAAAUGUCUCUGUAGCUUUCACAAUGUUAUAGAUUACAGCACUGGAUCUGGUUCUCUAUCUCAUUCUGUACAAGUGCAGAUACCAACAUGUACAAUUGUAGAACAGCUCCUGACAGAGUUUGCAGUAUGUCUUGACUAUCCAUCCACUCAUAGCAGGCAUUUGGUUCCUUUCUGAAUUACACUCCCAAAUCACAAACCCCUACAGAAAUUCGACCUCAUGCCCAAGGUCUCAGCCUAUGAUGAGAACAUGCCCAAUUCAUACUGCCAAUGAAAAUCAUACUAGUUUGCAGCCUAGCACAUGUAUACGACUUGCUGUACCUAAAUGCACCUUGUAAAGGUAGUCCUAAUUUGUUCAAGUUGAUAAAUAAAUGUUUCUAUGAGAA